This is a messenger RNA of Loa loa (African eye worm), 798 nucleotides long. RefSeq lists its product as hypothetical. The transcript is spliced from 11 exons. Lineage: Eukaryota; Metazoa; Nematoda; Chromadorea; Rhabditida; Onchocercidae. The record is from RefSeq and is a predicted model, not a curated record. Bases 1 to 798 code for a protein of 265 amino acids.
AUGAAGAAUCCGAAAAUACAACAAACCAAGCCAAUGCCGAAGAAAAGCAUUAUCCAAAAUAUAAAAUUUUAUUCAUUUCCGGGAUUUCAAAAUGUACGCCAAACAAACCAAUUUACAGUUGUAAGUAAAAUAUCGAUGAAUGUGGUUAAAUUCAAACGAAAUUUUUUGAAAGUGAAAAUACUUACGUUGUUUUACAAAGAUAUCCAAUGGUUCUCUCACUUUACUGAGGCUUUUCUGAAUAACAGCAAGAUGAAAUUAAUGGCAAUAGCAGAGAUGUUAGGAAAACAAUUACCGAUGAAACUGAAAUGGGAUAGUUGUUCUCCAUCGACAUUUGCAGAUACGGCUGUAAGCCUAGAUUUACUUAUGAAGCCACAACGACAAAUACCUAUCUUUCUAAAUGUUCUGCUUGCAUUACCUUCUCGUCCACCGAACAAUGAAAAAGAAGUGUUCAAAUGGAAAGAAACUAUUUGCGUUCGUGGAUAUAAACCGGGAGUAGGGCGAGAACAAGAACUUGUCAAGAGACCAAGCCACAUUGAACAAAGCUGGGAACGACACCGAGACGAUAUUGUCGUUGUUACAAUAUGGCUGAUAAUGCUCAGUUAUGCACUUGCUUCGAAUAUUCUCAUUCUGAUUGGUGAAAAAUUCAUCCUAAUGUUAGAUGGUGAAAAAACUAUGUUUUGGCAACUAUUCCAAGGAACAUUACUACAGUUUUCCACCACAGCUCUUCUGAAUGUUGACACAAUGACCACAGUGGAUGAGCCUUUCACUCUGACCACAGUUUUCGAAUUUCUAUUAUAA